Messenger RNA from Sphaerulina musiva SO2202, 1729 nucleotides. Its product is annotated as FAD-binding domain-containing protein. The transcript has 2 exons. Gene Ontology annotation, biological process: steroid metabolic process. The coding region runs from base 1 to 1557 and encodes 518 amino acids. Lineage: Eukaryota; Fungi; Ascomycota; Dothideomycetes; Mycosphaerellales; Mycosphaerellaceae. Gene Ontology annotation, cellular component: cytoplasm; membrane. The record is from RefSeq and is a predicted model, not a curated record. Gene Ontology annotation, molecular function: FAD binding; Delta24(24-1) sterol reductase activity.
AUGGAACAGCACAACGAGCUGGUACGGCAGAUUGCCCGCAGCGUCAAGGACUUUUACGACAAAAAGCAAAAGUUUCGCAUCUUUCGUGGAGCGAGCAAUAGCAGUCGGAACCAGGCCUUGCGCGACAAGAAGAAUGUGGUCGAUACCAGUGGAUUGAAUCAUGUGUUGAAAGUCGACACGGACAAGUUGUUGAUCUUCGUUGAAGCCAAUGUUCCCAUGGACCGGCUGGUCGAGGCCACCUUGGCCCAUGGCCUCACUCCUGCAGUGGUUGCAGACUUCCCAGGUAUUACAGUGGGCGGAGCGUACAGUGGAACGACGGGAGAAAGCUCGUCCUACAAGCACGGCUUCUUCAAUCGCACCGUCGAUCAUGUGGAGAUGGUCCUGGCCAGUGGCGAGAUUGUCAUUUGCUCAGAGACGGAGAAUGCGGACCUGUUCCAUGGUGCAGCUGGUGGCCUGGGGUCGUUUGGCGUGGUUACCAUGCUGGCUAUCCGCGUGGAAAAGGCGAAGAAGUACGUCGAGACAGUCUACCACCCUGUCACGAGCAUUCAAGAAGCUGUAGACAAGGUGAAACACUUCACUUCUCCAGGCGUGGAAUACGAUCGCUGGGAUUACGUCGAUGGCAUCCUGUGGUCCAAGACUUCAGGGGCCGUCAUUACUGGACGUCGCACCAACGAGUGUGCUCCCGGAGCCGCUGUGGCGAGAUUCAGUGCGCCCACGGACCCGUGGUUUGCCUGGCAUGUCGAGGAACGUCUGAAGGAGAGCAAAAAUACACCCGUCACAGAAUUCAUUCCUCUGCCAGAAUAUUACUUUCGAUACGACCGAGGUGGAUUCUGGGUGGGUGCGAGCGUCUUCGAAGCCACCAAUGGCUAUGUGCCAUUCAGCAAGCGGACCCGAUACUGGUUGGACGACUUCCUGCACACUCGAAUGCUGUAUGCGAGUAUGCAUGCCUUGUUUCUGAAUGUCCAAAUCAUUCAAGACGUGGCCGUUCCCAUGAAGGCGGCCGCAGACUUCAUCGAAUGGGAGACGGAGAAUAUCAAGAUCUGGCCCUUGUGGCUCUGCCCAUUGAAACAGAGCCCUGCCCCAACUCUGCAUCCACACACCAGCGAGAAGAGGGCGGAUGGCACACCGGAGCUCAUGAUGAAUGUGGGUAUCUGGGGCGCGCCACUCGAGGUCAGUAUUGACUGCUAUCUGGACGAAAACAAGAUGAUUGAAGACAAGCUCCAUGAAGUUGGCGGCAUGAAAUGGAUGUAUGCAGCUUCCUUUGCAACAGAAGAUGACUGGUGGCGCCCAUUUGACCGGGAGUGGUACCAUAGCUUGCGAAAGAAAUACCAUGCUACUACAUUGCCGACCAUCUUCGACAAGGCUCGAACUGAUCCUGUGAAAUUGCGGCAGCGUGAGGAAAAUGCCACCUGGAAAGACUUCAUCACCUAUGGCAUCUAUUUUCCGGGCGCUGCUCCGCUUGCUCUGGCCAAGGCAUGGCUGGGCGGCGAAUGGAAAAAGAAGAGGCAAUCGACCUGGAUGAAUUGGGUGCCACGAGAGAAGGAUUCGAUCAAGUAGAUGGAGUGUGGUGAGAGGCAAGCACUCUUGUUAUGCCUCGGAACCUCGCAAGCGUCGGCUACGAGGUCGAAUUCGGUACACUGAACAUCUAGAUAAAAGGUAAAGGUACCUGGUAUAUAAGGUAGUUAUCCUGAACUCCAAACAUCAGCGUCACUAAUGAUAUUGUCAAUUG